Messenger RNA from Pteronotus mesoamericanus, 448 nucleotides. Its product is annotated as proline-rich protein 4-like. The record is from RefSeq and is a predicted model, not a curated record. The coding region runs from base 45 to 374 and encodes 109 amino acids. Lineage: Eukaryota; Metazoa; Chordata; Mammalia; Chiroptera; Mormoopidae. The transcript is spliced from 4 exons.
UUCUCCCGGCACAGAGCUGGGAGCCACUCAGAGCUUUCUCCACAAUGCUGCUGAUCUUGCUGCUAGUGGCCUUUGUGGCCUUGAGCUCAGCUCAGAGCACAAAUAAUGAUGUCAUCUAUGAAGACUCUACAAACACUAUACUAGAGAACAUACACGAGAAUCCAGAUCAGGAGUCUGAGGGACCACUUUCUGAAGAAUUCCUACCAAGACCCUAUUUCGAUGAUGAAAACCAAGAUGUUGGUCUUUGGCAGACACCACCCCCACCAGGAGGUCUUCACCACCAUCCUCCCCAACAAGGAGACAGAUGGCCAAGACCCCUCUCCACGGCCAACCAGCCAAGUAAUCUGGAGGGCAGUGGCAGAAAAUGGAUAUGAAGAUGACAGCCCUUCAGAAAGCCAUGACAUUAGAACAAUUCAGUCUAUCUUCAAUAUACCAAUAAAAUUAUCAA